AUGGAGAAGCAGCCGGUGGAGAACGACCAGUGGAACAACCCCUAUCCACUGGUGGACGACGACGACUUCUCGAAGAAGGAGAACAAGGACGACGGCGAGAAGGAAACCGAGUCGAGCGACUCGUCGGAGAGCGAUAUCUCGCUGGACACCGAGGACUCGGAGGACAAGACGGCGGAGUCCGCGCAGCCGGAGGACGACAUGGCGGAGCAGAUGAAAUCUCUGUUCCAAGAUUUGUUCACGAGGAACGGGAACCGGAUUCAGAUCGAUCAGAUAAAUGUCCUGGUGAUGAGGGAGCUUAGCAAGCGAUUGGAGCUCGGAAAAUGGUACCAGCGGAACGCUGCGAAGGCUGCUGAGAUUUUCCAGAGUUUGUCGAGACGAAACGAUGGAACAGGAUUUUAUGAUUAUCGUGGAUAA
This is a messenger RNA of Blastocystis hominis, 414 nucleotides long. RefSeq lists its product as hypothetical. Bases 1 to 414 code for a protein of 137 amino acids. Lineage: Eukaryota; Bigyra; Opalinata; Blastocystidae. The transcript has 2 exons. The record is from RefSeq and is a predicted model, not a curated record.